AUGGAGAUGUAUUUUGAUGGAACAUCUAAUGCUUUGGGGCACGGAAUUGGGGCAGUGUUGGUUUCUCUAAAUGGAAAGUACUAUCCUGCCACAGCGAGAUUGAAUUUCAAUUGUACUAAUAAUAUAACGGAGUACGAGGUGUUGGUAAUGGGAUUACAAGCAGCAAUCGAGAUGAAGGCUGACGUGAUAGAUGUUUACGGAGAUACGACUUUAGUGAUAUGUCAAAUGAGAGCAAUGUUCAGAAUAAAAGAAGCGGCUGAUGUAGGUCCUUUUGAUUUAAAAGUCCGUGAAGUCUCCGCACAUUACUUGAAUGUUAAGGAAGAGGUUGAUGAUUGCAUAAACUUUGCUCGAAAAUGCCACAAGUGUCAAGUUUACGCAGAUAGAAUCCAUGCUCCACCAGCCCCAUUGCACGUUUUCACAGCGCCUUGGCCAUUUUCAAUGUGGGGAAUGGAUGUGAUUGGGCUUAUUACGCCAAAAGCCUCUAAUGGACAUCGAUUCAUAUUGGUGGCCAUUGAUUAUAUUACAAAAUGGGUAAAAGCAGCUUCCUAUGCCAAUGUGACACAAAAGGUGGUGUACAGGUUCAUCCAAAGGGAGAUCAUAUGUCAGUAUGGACUUCCAGAAAGAAUCAUUACUGAUAACGCAAGCAAUUUGAAUGGUGUGAUGGUGAAUGAUAUUUGCGCUAAAUUCAAGAUCAAGCAUCAUAACUCGACAACUUACUGUCCGAAGAUGAACGGAGCUGUAGAGGCAGCCAACAAAAACAUCAAAAAGAUUGUCGAAAAGAUGACUGAAGUUUAUAAAGACUGGCAUGAGAAACUUCCUUUUGCCUUGCAUGCAUAUCGAACUUCUGUGCGUACCUCCACCGGGGCAACUUCGUACGCAUUAGUAUAUGGUACAGAAGCAGUUCUACCUGUUGAAGUAGAAAUCCCAUCAUUGAGGGUGUUGAUGGAAACAGAAUUGGAAGAUGCUAAGUGGGUCCACUCCCGCUACGAGCAAUUGAAUCUGAUUGAGGAGAAAAUGCUUGCGGCUCUUUGUCAUGGUUAG
Molecule: messenger RNA, 1041 nt
Organism: Theobroma cacao (cacao)
Lineage: Eukaryota; Viridiplantae; Streptophyta; Magnoliopsida; Malvales; Malvaceae
Source: RefSeq, a predicted model, not a curated record